Molecule: messenger RNA, 1236 nt
Organism: Bolinopsis microptera
Lineage: Eukaryota; Metazoa; Ctenophora; Tentaculata; Lobata; Bolinopsidae
Product: equilibrative nucleoside transporter 3-like
Exons: 1
Coding region: 1-1236 (411 amino acids)
Biological process (GO): nucleoside transmembrane transport
Cellular component (GO): plasma membrane
Molecular function (GO): nucleoside transmembrane transporter activity
Source: RefSeq, a predicted model, not a curated record
AUGACAGAGAUACAACUCUACAUUAACCCACGAACAAAAUGGACGGUCUACUUCUUCAUGGUUCUAUUCGGACUCUCCUCUCUGCUCCCUUGGAACAUGGUCAUCACAGCUACUGGUUAUUUUGCUGCCAAGUUCUCUGAGACUAACAGCACCCAAAUUGAGACAGGGUUCCCCAGUUACUUUCAGAUAGGUGGUAUCGGAUCUAAUGUGGUAUUCAGUCUUUCUUCAAUAGUACUUCUGAAAUACGUGCCGAUAAAGCCUGUGCUGAUCACAUGUAACAUUGUAGCUCUGAUCAUAUUUGUGGUGAUGACUGUGAUGUCCAAACAGAUCACUGUCACGUGGCCCAUGUCCUUCUUUUACAUCUCUAACGUUAUCUUCUGUGUAGCGUGUGCUGUGUCAGCAGCUUACAUCUCCGGGAUGAUGGCAGUUGCGUCCAUGUUAACACCAACAGCAGUGCAAGGCUUCUUCUUGGGUCAGGGUGCUGCCGGACUGUUUGCAACACUCCUCAGCAUCAUCACUCUCUCAAUACCAGGUGCUGAUCCAGUACAAGCAGGGUUCUACUACUUUCUCAUCGCUGCCAUAUCCCUCGCACUGUCUUUAGUUGCAUACCUUCUCUUCAGCAGGAUGAGUUAUGUGAGGUACAACACGAUGCGAAAAGAAGAGAAGAUAGAGGACCAAGCAGGAGCCGGUGCUGACUUAUCUGCAUGUCAAGUCUUCAUGAAUAUCUGGAAGUUCUGCAUCUCAUCCUUGAUAACGCUGUCGAUAACUCUAGCUUGUUUCCCUGCUGCCCUCUCUGCAUUGAGAUCCACCAGUACCGACACAACAAGUCGCUGGACAACCACCUACUUCUCCCCAGUCAUGAUCUUCCUGAUAUUCAACAUAGGAGACGUCCUAGGCAGAGUAACCUCAAGUCUCCUUCCCUACCCCACCAAGCGCCUUAUCCUCCCCAUCUCCGUCUGCCGUAUCGUCUUUAUCCCACUUCUCUACAUGUGUAACCUUCAACCUCGCUCUCUCACAGUCUGGUUCAAGUCGGACUUGUGGCCCGCUAUUUUCAACCUCCUCAUGUCCUGGACUAACGGACAUCUUCUCUCACUCUCAGCAGUGUAUGGUCCCCAAGAGGUGGAGACUAAAAGUGCUCAAUCCCUGGCGGGAACGUAUAGGGCAUUCUCCGGCACUCUGGGACUUGUUAUUGGCAGUAUUCUUGUCUUUCCCUUCCUCUAUAUUUUGAAGAAUUAA